AUGGCGGUCACUAUCGAGGAUCUUUAUCGGAGCUACGGGGUCCUUGCAGACGCCAAGGACAACCUCAGUCAGCACAAAGAUGCCUACCAGGUGAUUCUGGACGGUGUGAAAAGUGGCCCGAAGGAGAAGCGUCUGGCGGCACAGUUUAUUCCCAAGUUCUUCAGCAGCUUCCCAGAGUUGGCUGAUGCAGCCAUUAACGCCCAGCUCGAUCUGUGUGAAGACGAGGACGUGUCGAUUCGACGACAGGCCAUCAAGGAGCUCCCACGGUUUGCAGCUGGCGAUAACAUCCUUCGAGUCGCAGAUAUUCUCACCCAACUCCUUCAGACAGAUGAUACAGCAGAGUUCAACCAAGUCAACGCAGCACUUGUUUCUAUCUUCAAGAUGGAUGCGAAAGGUACACUUGGAGGCCUCUUCUCGCAAAUCCUGCAGGGAGAAGACAUUGUACGAGAAAGGGCCAUCAAGUUUCUGUCGAACAAAGUAAAGACGCUGCCAGAAGAUGUCAUGACAAAGGAGGUGGAGGACUACAUCUUCGCAGAGACAAAAAAGGUGCUGGAGGAUGUGACGGGAGAGGAGUUCGUGCUGUUGAUGCGUGUGGUGUCGGGCCUCCGGGUGCUGCAGACCGUGAACGGGCGGCAGCAGCUUGUGGAGCUGGUGGUGGAGCAGGCGUUCCUCGAGCAGGCCCUCAACCCGGCUGACCCGGACACCGUGGAUCGUCUGCUGCAGUGCACGCGCCAGGCACUGCCGCUCUUCUCUAAAAAUGUCCAUUCCACACGCUUUGUGACGUAUUUUUGUGACCAUGUCCUGCCGAACCUCAGCGCUCUGACAAGUCCGGUGGCUGAGCUGGACAUUCAGCUGGAGGUGCUGAAGCUGCUCGCUGAAAUGAGUCCGUUCUGUGGAGACAUGGAGAAGCUGGAGGCCAACCUCAACAUGCUGUUCACCAAGCUGCUGGAGUUCAUGCCACUUCCUCCAGACGAGGUUGAGAACGGUGAGAACUCGGCGAGCGAGGAGCCCAAACUCCAGUUCAGCUACGUGGAGUGUCUCCUCUUCGCCUUCCACCAGCUCGGCAAGAAGCUGCCAGACUUCCUCCUGGACAAAGUGGACGCUGAGCGACUCAAAGACUUCAAAAUCAGGUUACAGUAUUUCGCCAGAGGCCUGCAGGUUUAUAUCAGACAGCUGCGAGUGGCUCUCCAAGGGAAGACGGGCGAUGCGCUGAAGACAGAGGAGAACAAGAUCAAAGUGGUGGCCCUCAAGAUCACAAACAACAUCAACGUCCUCAUCAAGGAUCUCUUCCACAAUCCUCCAUCGUACAAGAGCACAGUGACUCUGUCCUGGAAACCGGUUCAGAAGACGGAGGCAGUAGCGCCCAAGCGUCCAUCGAGCGAGGAGAUGGGCGGCAGCACAAAGAAACCGGUCUCUCCUCAGCCACGGAGGGAUGCGCGGCAAAUCUACAACCCGCCCAGUGGCAAGUACAGCGCCACCAUCGGGAAUUUUAACUACGAGCAGCGUGGUGGAUACAGGGGCGGUCGAGGACGGGGCUUCGGAGCCAGAGGCGCUCGAGGACGGGGUCGGAUCUACUGAAACAUCGUCGCAUUACAUCCUGCUUGAUGAACCGCAUCGCAUUGGGAUCUGUUCAGCGUCCACAAACUGAUCUUCUGUUUUUCUUUGAGGGCCUGGUUCUCUUUCUGUGGAACAACAGGACCUCUUUGUUCUUGAAGGGUUUGGAUUUCUCUGACGCCUGGCUUCAACUUUUCUACCUGCUACAUCCACGUUUUACUCUCCUGUAUUCAUCUCUGCCAAGGUGAUAGUUAAUCAACACGUCUUUUUAUUUCCCCCCCCUCUUCCUAAAUUUUUAAAAUUUCGUCUGUGUAAUUCCGACUGCCAACUUGUGACUGAUUUUUGUCAGAUUAUUGUAGAAAAAAAAGGAUCCUCUUGUCUUGCAACUUGUUGUUGAACACAGUUUUUACUUUUUAUUUAAUCUUGUUUUCCUUUCAUUUUUUUUUUUUUAUUAGAGCUUGAUUUGAAUUGGUUGAAUUUGCUACUUUGUAUUACUUGUUUAUUCCGUUUCAUUGGAUUUUUAUCAUAAACUUGUACCUAUAUGUAUGAACUUUUGUCCAUGUGUUUUGUUUUUUGUAA
This is a messenger RNA of Salarias fasciatus (jewelled blenny), 2133 nucleotides long. It is a transcript of the gene api5, whose product is annotated as apoptosis inhibitor 5. The transcript has 14 exons. Gene Ontology annotation, molecular function: RNA binding. NCBI's taxonomy places the organism in Eukaryota, Metazoa, Chordata, Actinopteri, Blenniiformes, Blenniidae. Gene Ontology annotation, biological process: negative regulation of apoptotic process. The record is from RefSeq and is a predicted model, not a curated record. The coding region runs from base 1 to 1578 and encodes 525 amino acids. Gene Ontology annotation, cellular component: nucleus.